This is a messenger RNA of Callithrix jacchus (white-tufted-ear marmoset), 351 nucleotides long. The record is from RefSeq and is a predicted model, not a curated record. Lineage: Eukaryota; Metazoa; Chordata; Mammalia; Primates; Cebidae.
AUGCUGGGCAGUGCCUGCUUCCCCCAUGCCAGUCGCUGGCCGGCUCCCCAGGCCUCUAUGGGAGGGUGGCUGGUCUCUCUUAAAAGUCCCCUGGCCUGGCGCGCCUCGUGCUUCCCACUCAGCCUCCUCCCAGCCACUGGAGGUCACGCUGAUUCCCCAAACGCCUUCUGCCCUGAGCCGGGGACUCCCUGUCACGCACCUACCUUGCCCGGCCUGAACAAGAGUCUGCGACAGGAACCCAGCUCGGGAGUGCAGAGGAAGCCAAGGGCCCGCACAGGUGAGAGGUUCUCGGCUCAGCUCACCCAGCCCGGGCUCAGCAGCAGCCUCAGAACGCACACGGGUGGCCCAUAG